GAAAAGACGACAGUUCAAUCAUUGAUUUCAUUCCUCGCUACUCAAGACAGGUAAGUUUCCAGGUAAGUAAAGUAGGUCGACAAACAAAGUGGCUAUUCAACCCAAAAACCUCCCUGCCUCCGAAUUGGCUCCUUUCUUCGCUUCCCCCUAGCCGUGCACCUCGAGUCUCCUCCCUCCUCGCAGCUGCUUGACGCCAACCAUUGUUUUCUCUUUCUUCCCUCCCCCGGCAACAGGAAGCCCGUCGCCGUGCAGUGCAACUCCUGUUUUCCUGUACCCCGCGUGUCGGUGGGCUUGACCACAGCUUGACUGCGUCUGUUAUCGGCUUGGGAUUAUCGUUAGAAAAAAAAACCAUUGUGUGGGGAAAACAGAUUUCCUGAGGGUCAACCACUGUCAACAUGGAGAACUAUCAGAAGAUCGAGAAAAUCGGAGAGGGAACCUACGGUGUCGUCUACAAAGCCCGUGAGCUCACUCAUCCCAACCGAAUUGUCGCCCUGAAGAAGAUCCGAUUAGAAGCCGAGGAUGAAGGUGUUCCCAGCACCGCUAUCCGGGAGAUCUCUCUGCUGAAGGAGAUGAACGACCCCAACAUCGUCCGGCUGUUCAACAUCGUGCACGCUGACGGCCACAAACUCUAUCUCGUCUUCGAGUUCCUCGACCUUGACCUGAAGAAAUACAUGGAGGCUCUUCCUGUGAGCGAGGGUGGACGGGGAAAGGCCCUGCCGGAAGGUUCUGCGCUGAGCAAGAACAUGGGACUGGGCGAUGCGAUGAUCAAGAAGUUCAUGGCUCAGCUGGUGGAGGGCAUUCGCUACUGCCACAGCCACCGUAUCUUGCACCGUGAUCUGAAGCCUCAGAACCUGUUGAUUGACCGCGACGGAAACCUGAAGCUGGCCGAUUUUGGUUUGGCUAGGGCGUUUGGUGUCCCAUUGAGAACCUACACACAUGAGGUUGUUACUUUGUGGUACCGUUCCCCUGAAAUUCUCCUGGGUGGACGCCAAUACUCGACUGGUGUUGAUAUGUGGUCCUGCGGUGCCAUUUUUGCGGAGAUGUGCACGCGUAAGCCGUUGUUCCCUGGUGACUCGGAGAUCGAUGAGAUCUUCAAGAUUUUCCGCCUUCUCGGUACCCCCGACGAGGCCGCCUGGCCCGGAGUCACCUCUUUUCCGGACUUUAAAGCCACGUUCCCGAAGUGGAAGCGUGAUGAAAGCCGUGCUCUGGUCGCUGGACUCGAGGAGGACGGAUUGGACCUCCUCGAUGCCCUCCUCGAAUACGAUCCUGCCCGGCGUAUCUCCGCCAAGCAGGCCUGCAUGCACCCCUACUUCGCCAAUGGCAGCUCAUACUACUCCGGUCGCACUCGGUCAACAAGAAACGGUUUCCACUAGGCCAACCCUGCUACACGUUACCCCCGAUCAUGUUUUAACGCAUGGAUGCAUGCGGAUCAACCGUGGCAGGUGCAACGGCGCAGGGGCAUGGACAGCAAGCGGUCCCUGCACUCACCCCCAAGGCCAAGUCCACUCCGCGUCGCUGCUACAUCCCGCUCUUUCUUAACAUUUCUCAUCGUUUUCUGCUUCUGUUUCAUGGCGUUGUUUGCGGAGUGAUCUGGCAGGAACGAGAAUAGGUUACUGGAUAUCGCAAGGAGUAUUUUGACUAACGCGUACAUACCCAUAAAUGAGUAAAUGGA
Aspergillus homomorphus CBS 101889 is the source of this 1672-nucleotide messenger RNA. It is a transcript of the gene nimX, whose product is annotated as cyclin-dependent serine/threonine-protein kinase CDC28. Gene Ontology annotation, molecular function: cyclin-dependent protein serine/threonine kinase activity; cyclin binding; ATP binding. Bases 396 to 1373 code for a protein of 325 amino acids. Gene Ontology annotation, biological process: regulation of gene expression; regulation of G2/M transition of mitotic cell cycle; G1/S transition of mitotic cell cycle. NCBI's taxonomy places the organism in Eukaryota, Fungi, Ascomycota, Eurotiomycetes, Eurotiales, Aspergillaceae. The transcript is spliced from 4 exons. The record is from RefSeq and is a predicted model, not a curated record. Gene Ontology annotation, cellular component: cyclin-dependent protein kinase holoenzyme complex; cytoplasm; nucleus.